This is a messenger RNA of Anastrepha obliqua, 872 nucleotides long. RefSeq lists its product as uncharacterized. The record is from RefSeq and is a predicted model, not a curated record. The transcript is spliced from 3 exons. NCBI's taxonomy places the organism in Eukaryota, Metazoa, Arthropoda, Insecta, Diptera, Tephritidae. The coding region runs from base 160 to 645 and encodes 161 amino acids.
AAGUUUACUUAUCUCUAAGUGUUGGUGUUUUCAAGAUUGGAACCUUUAUUUUACACGUAAACUCAUUUCACAGUAACUUUGUGAAAAUUCUCGAAUACCAAUUAUACAUAAUCGUGUGAUUAGAAAGCGCAAGUUUAUAUAUUUCUCAAGAAAGCAAGGAUGCUGCUAAAUGGUUUUAUUACAUCAUUGAACAAUACAAAUCUAAUAAUGCCACCUAAAAAAUCUAACCUCAACAACGCGCUGAGCAGAGAAGCACGACGCAAACGUGCUGAAAGAGCUCAUCAAUCGGCAGAACAAAUCGCAACAAGAAAUGCAGCUCAAAGUAGCAGGACAGCAGAGGGUCGUGCACAAGAAUCUCAAGAACAGCAUGACAAACGUCUGCGACACACUAUUACAAGAACAAGAGCGGCACGAGAACGAAACAUAGCUACAGCACGAGUACAAGCACGACAGAGACAGCGGACCAGCCGCUCAUUAACACGUGCAUCAUUUGUUCGUCUUGCUUUCGAAUAUGCACCAGAUAUUAACUACUCUGCGCAUUCAAAAAUUGCUAUCGGUGCAAUGGAUAAAGUAUGUCAAUAUUGUCAGGCAAUGAAAUUUAAGAAUGAAUCACCCGGCAUGUGCUAUUCUAUUUGUGUUAGCUAAAGACAGGUUAACCGAAAAUAUUGUACACCGAUUAGUGCUAAAUUAAAUUGAAUUCAAAGUAUUUAUAAUUCAAAAUAAUAACAAUUAUUGAUAAAGAUUUAAAACUAUCUGCCCUACCUACCUCAUUUAUAAGUUUAAGUAUUACGUGUUACUUACUAACAACUUUGUAAUAUAGGUACUUAUUUGUUACUAACUUGAAUACAAAAAAUAAAAAAAAAAUUUAAUUA